AUGUUGCUUUCUAAUGGAGAAAAUGAAACUCAGCUUUCAAACUCUGUUACAAAAGUUUACACUGAUGUGGCUGUUGUUCCUGAGCAACAAAACAACGAGAUUCAACACUUGAUAUCCAAUUUACAGAGAGAGGUUGAUGAACUGAGGGUGAAGCAGAGAGUUGUGGAUGGAAAGAGGAGACAAGCUUUGAGUAAGAUAUUGGAUAUCAAAGGGAGCAUUAGAGUGUUUUGUAGGAUUCGACCGAGUGUUUCGAUAGAGAAGAGAAGAAAUGGUGAACCUGUCUCAGCUGAAUCAGAGAGAGUUCGAGUUAAAUUUGGAGGGACAAGGAAAGAGUUUGAGUUUGAUAAGGUUUUUCGUCAAGAAACAAUUCAAGAAAAUGUUUUUGUUGAGGUGGAGCCGAUUCUAAGGUCUGCAAUGGACGGGCAUAAUGUGUGCGUUUUCGCUUAUGGUCAAACCGGCACAGGCAAGACAUUCACCAUGGAUGGUACAAAUGAGCAGCCGGGGAUUAUUCCUCGUGCUAUUGAAGAGCUCUUUCGUCAAGCAUCAAUGGAUGCUUCGUCUUCUUUUACUUUUUCAAUGAGUAUGUUGGAAGUUUACAUGGGUCAUGUCAGGGAUCUGCUGACUCCAAGACAGGCUUGUAGAACACAUGAACCUCUCACUAAGUGCAAUCUCAACAUCCAAACAGAUCCAAAGGGAUUGGUAGAAAUUGAGGGUCUCUCAGAAGUGCAAAUUUCCGAUAGUGCUAAAGCAAGAUGGUGGUACAACAAAGGAAAACGAUUCAGAUCAACCUCAUGGACAAAUGUAAACGAGGCAUCAAGCAGGUCACACUGCUUGACAAGGAUAAACAUAUUUAGACGUGGGGAUUCUCCGGAAGCCAAAAGUGAAACAAGUAAGUUGUGGAUGGUUGAUCUUGGGGGCAGUGAACGAUUGCUAAAAACCGGGGCCAGAGGACUAACACUUGACGAAGGUCGAGCUAUUAAUCUUUCUCUUUCAGCUCUAGCUGAUGUCCUUGCAGCUUUGAAGAGAAAGAGGUGUCAUGUGCCUUACAGAAAUAGCAAGCUGACCCAGCUACUGAGAGAUUCUCUCGGCGAUGGCUCCAAGGUCUUGAUGCUCGUGCAUAUUAGCCCUUCCGAAGAAGAUGUUUGCGAGACGAUUUGUUCUUUAAACUUUGCAAAGAGAGCAAGAGCAAUAGAGUCCAAUAAAGAAGUACCUAUGGAAUUGAAAAAGCAAAAGGAGAAGAAGAUUAUGGAGCUUGAGGAAGACAUUAUGGAAGCUGAAAAAGAGCGUCAGAGUUUAAGGGAUCAAAUACAGAAGGUUGAGUUAAAGUUAAGCGAGAAUAAAAAGCUCUUUUCAACCAAAUGUAGUCUUAAGGAAAGUGAUGACUUGGAAACUUCUACUAGCCUCAAAGAUGAUUUCAAAGAGGUCACUGAAACACCUAAAGCAUCUAAGAAGUCUAUUCAAAGAAUCUCCAAUUCAGUGCCUCGAUUCAUGAACUCAACUGUUGCUAGUCGACAUAGGCAAAUUGCAGCUGAACAAGAAAUUGGUAGCAGAACAAAAAGUCUGAGAUCAAUAGUCACCAGAAGUUCAAUCCAGUUCCCAUGUUCACAAUCAUUAAGUCAUUCAGAUCUUCGCAUCAAAACAAUACUGCGAAGUUCAACUGGAAAGUCGCGACAAACUGGAACAAAUAAUGUUCCAAAUACUAUCAUUCAUUCAGAAAGGCCUAACUGCAAUGAAUUGGAAUCAAAAGUCAUAAGUCCUCAAAGUACAGCGGUUACAUCAUCAGAUUCGAAUUUGAGAGUAACAUUAUGUCGUCAUAAAAGAAGGAUGUCAAGUCUGAUCUAA
Messenger RNA from Lathyrus sativus (Indian pea), 1842 nucleotides. NCBI's taxonomy places the organism in Eukaryota, Viridiplantae, Streptophyta, Magnoliopsida, Fabales, Fabaceae. The record is from the annotation of a GenBank genome assembly.